Molecule: messenger RNA, 3355 nt
Organism: Scaptodrosophila lebanonensis
Lineage: Eukaryota; Metazoa; Arthropoda; Insecta; Diptera; Drosophilidae
Product: paired box protein Pax-6
Exons: 9
Coding region: 650-3355 (901 amino acids)
Biological process (GO): anatomical structure development; regulation of transcription by RNA polymerase II
Molecular function (GO): DNA-binding transcription factor activity, RNA polymerase II-specific; RNA polymerase II cis-regulatory region sequence-specific DNA binding
Source: RefSeq, a predicted model, not a curated record
ACAAAGGCGGCUGCUCAGUUCUAUUUGCGAUAGCCCAAAACAAAGGAUUUCAAUUCAGGCAUUACCUACCAUCUGUAUAAAUCGCGAAUCGCGCAUCGUGAAUCGUGAGUCCCUGAGAGUCGUGUGUAUCCCAAAUGCUGGCCUGGAUUUGUUCCCGCGGCGCCGACGCUGCGUGUCAUCAGCGUCGCCCGCAGUGAGCCCUUCAAUACGAAUAUACCCGUGAAUUUUUUCUGUGAAAUCAACUUCAUUCCGCUAAAAUACGUUCCGCAUGUCGCAUUCGUGAACUUGGUGCAAUCAACUGAAUAUGUACGACCACAUAUACUCGUAUAAAACAUACGCAAAUUAAUUCCCAAAUAUGAUAAAAGGAAUUGGAAUCUAACAUAUAUCUAGUACUUCACACAAAAGUGCGCACACAUGCCGUUGUCUCAAAGCCAAACAUUCGAAACAGCCAACACAAUUAGUAUUAUUCUUAUACAUACUACUACUAUAUCGCGAGAUUAAACGUAAUACGCAUAUAUCUGGACCAAAUCAAUCGAACCGAGCGCGAAUAUCCACAAAGUAGAACACAAAUCUAACCUAACCGAACCGAACCGAACUGUACGAGCAAUACAUAUCUGCAUCUGCACUCAAUUUAUAAGUACAUCAUACUAUGUUUACUCUACAACCGACUCCGUCGAGCAUUGGCGCAGUUGUGCCCCCCUGGUCUGCGGGAACACUCAUUGAUCGACUGCCAACCUUAGAUGAUAUGACCCACAAGGACAAUGUCAUUGCCAUGAGAAAUCUGCCCUGUUUGGGUGUUGCUAGUGGUAGCGGACUAAGCAGUAUUGGCGGAAAGGCGGCUGUUGCCGGUGCUGCUAAUGCGAUGGAAGCCGCGGAUGCAACCACAGCUCCACAGCCACAUUCAACAUCAUCGUAUUUCACCACUACUUACUACCACUUAACUGAUGAUGAAUGUCACAGUGGGGUUAAUCAGUUGGGCGGCGUUUUUGUCGGAGGAAGACCGCUUCCAGACUCCACUCGUCAAAAAAUUGUUGAGCUUGCUCACUCCGGAGCUCGGCCAUGUGAUAUUUCCCGGAUUCUUCAAGUCUCAAAUGGAUGUGUUAGCAAAAUUUUAGGCAGAUAUUAUGAAACUGGAAGUAUUCGACCGCGUGCCAUUGGAGGUUCGAAGCCGCGAGUUGCGACCGCCGAAGUCGUUAGCAAAAUUUCGCAAUAUAAACGGGAAUGUCCCAGCAUUUUCGCCUGGGAAAUACGUGAUAGACUGUUGCAGGAGAAUGUGUGCACCAAUGACAACAUUCCGAGUGUUUCCUCCAUUAAUCGAGUUUUACGAAACUUGGCCGCACAAAAGGAGCAGCAACAGCAAAGUUCGAACAGCGCCGGACCGAGUGGUAGCUCCAAUAAUACGACCAGUGCAAAUAGCAUAAGUUCAGCCACACCGAACUCAACGGGCCCUGCAGGUGCAGGGGGCUCGAGUCUAACUAGCGAUCUAAUCCAGACCUCAACACCGCUGAACUCGUCCGAUAGUGGCGGUGCGAGCAACUCGGGAGAGGGCAGCGAACAGGAGUCCGUGUAUGAGAAACUACGGCUGCUGAACACGCAACACGCCACUCUAGACACUGCAAUACCCACAUCAGCACCCCCAUCCAGCCAUGCGCAUCACAUUACAACGGUCCCACAUCACUUCAGUCCACACUCGAGUCACUCACAUCACAAUCAUCACCAGCAACACCAACAGAGUUGGCCUUCGCGGCAUUAUUCGUCCAGCACUUGGUAUGCGGCCCCUUUGGGCGGAAGUGAGAUUCCGCCAGUUCCUGCUGUCAUUUCGGUGGCCUAUGGAAGCGGCGAUGGAGCCGCCUCCCAGUCGUUAAGUCCACCGAGCGAUCUUACCAACAUAGGCGGUGGAGCAGGCAGCGGCACCAGCGCUCAUUUGAAUAAUUGUCCGAUGAGUAGCGAUGACAUUAUGCUAAAGAAAGAACUUGAUGGCCAUCAGUCGGACGAAACGGGUUCUGGCGAAGGAGACAACUCGAACGGCGGCGUCUCUAAUAUAGGGGCAAGCGAAGACGAUCAAGCGCGUCUCAUACUAAAAAGAAAGUUGCAACGCAACCGAACAUCCUUCACAAACGACCAGAUUGAUAGUCUUGAGAAAGAAUUUGAGCGCACCCACUAUCCUGAUGUGUUUGCCCGCGAACGCCUGGCGGGUAAGAUUGGUUUGCCGGAAGCGAGAAUACAGGUUUGGUUCUCGAAUCGACGUGCCAAAUGGCGUCGGGAGGAAAAAUUGCGGAACCAGCGACGAACACCAAAUUCCACGGGGCCAACAUCGUCCUCGACAUCGGGUGCAACCUCCUUGACGGACAGCCCCAAUAGCCUGAGUGGUUGCUCCUCGCUCUUGGUCAGCUCCACAGGCAAUUCGCUCACAGGCAUGGCUUCGCCGAAUCCAAUGCCAAGCAGUGCACAGGCACAAGCGGCAGCAGCGGCGGCGGCUGCGGCAGCGGCAGGCGCUGGUCUGGAGCCCCUCGAUGUGCACCACACAUCGACGGCGGGCACACAUAUACGCUCAGGACCUAGUAGCAAUGGGGGCAGCCGAAACAAUGAAGAUGUGAACAAUGCAUGCUCCCCCGGGCUGGGGAUUAGCGGCCAGCAUCAUCAGCAUGUUAGUCAUGCGCUUAGUGGUUCCAUCGUUCCUCCGAUUUCGCCUCGUCUCAACUUUAAUAACGGCUUCAGCAGCUCGAUGAGCGCGAUGUACUCGAACAUGCAUCAUCCGAGCAUGUCGAUGGGCGACAGCUAUGGGUCGGUCACAUCAAUACCAACGUUCUCGCAUCCAACGGUGGGCGCAUUGGCACCACCCUCGCCAAUAUCACAGCAGCGAGAUCUGACGCCACCUUCGUCACUCUAUCCUUGCCACAUGUCACUGCGUGCACCACCAAUCGCACCACAUCACAUAGUGGGCGUUGGUGGGGUUUCCAACGAGAGUCCCGGUGGCUCGGUUAACAUCAGCAACUCGCAUACUUCAAAUAUAGGCAGCAAUAAUGGAACCGGAUAUGAUGUGCUAUCAGCGUACGGUUUGCCACCCCCACCGCCGCCACCAUCGGCGAAUCCCUCCUCCCAUCACGUCAUGGAGCCUCGUCAGUCGUCCUGCAGCCCCAAUCAGGCUGGUCCGGUGCAUGGAGUGACCAGCGGCUUCGGAUCCGAGAGCAUUUCACCCGCUUCCGUUCCAUCAUACGCACACAUGAGCUACAACUAUGCGGCAGCCAACAAUGUGGCUCCAUCUGGUAGUAACACCAUGCCUGGUAUUAGUUCGCACGGUGCUUCGGGCAAACAACAGUUUUUUGCAUCUUGCUUCUACUCGCCCUGGGUUUAA